Molecule: messenger RNA, 2901 nt
Organism: Myodes glareolus (Bank vole)
Lineage: Eukaryota; Metazoa; Chordata; Mammalia; Rodentia; Cricetidae
Source: RefSeq, a predicted model, not a curated record
AGUGCUAGUUCCAGGACAGGUUUCAGAGCUACAGAGAAACCCUGCCAAAAAAAAAAAAAUGUUGAGAGCAAAGCUCUUACUAAACAAGAUAUUCCAAGUGGUUCAUCAAACUUCAGUGCCAAGCAUCAGCAUCAGCAGUCAGGUCAGAAGAGAGGUCUAAAUUCUUUACACUUUUUCUCUUGUCCUUCAAAUAUUGUCCCCUUUAAACACUAAUCUGAACACCUUUGCCACAUUAGUGUGAUGAUAAGGAGUUGCGGGACCCUAGAACCAACCCAAGACCUCAAACACAAGGAUAAAUAUCUUAUUUUCCUGAGAAAAACAGAAUUGAUAGACAGGAAAAGAGCUGACUUCUAGGAAUUCUUUUAUAAUGGACCCUCAUAGAGUUCAGAAUUUUCAGACUGGCUACCAGUUUCUCAAGGUUCCUCGGGGUUGAUCUUUCUUUCCUCUUUAUGCUGAGUUUCCUACCUGCAUUUUGCUUAUGCCUUCAGUGCUUUGUGAGGUGAACUAACUGUGUGCACCUGAAAGAGGCAGCUUAAGUCCGUCAUUGCAGCUUCCUGUGAGACUGAGUCAAGGCUGAAUGGGCAAAAAUUAUCUAAACUCCCAGAGAACUUCUUCUAUAUAUAGGGUAUAAACAGAAUAGGUAUAUGUCAUCCAGAAAUAUAAAACUUAAACAUUUUAGAGUUUAUUAGAAUUUAUUAAUUAUAUAAAAUAAAGGGUUUCACGAUGACUUUUGUAUAUGAAUAUAAUUUACUGAUCAUUGUUAUCCAUAACUAUUAUAUCCAAUUCCCCUUUCCCUGUUACCCUUCCAGUACCUUCUAAUGCCUUUACUUUGAUGUAUUGUCUGUAUUGUUUCCUUUCCCUUUAAUUAUUAGUUACAUGUUUACUUAUGUUACAUAUAUGUAAUCUGUCAUUCCAUUUAGUGCUGUUCACAAGAGUGUAUGUUUUAGAACUGAUCACUUGGUAUUAGAUAUCCACUUACGAGCUCAUUCCUACAAGAGAUCUAAUUUCUCUCUCACCUGUCAUCAAUUAUCUAGAGCUCUUCAUCUAGGAGUGGGGUUGUCUGGAGAUUUCCCCUGUACAUAUUGGCAUGUGUUGCUUAGGUUACACUAUUUUUGAGAUUGUCUGAUUGCAGCUUCCCUGUUUGGAGUCUCUGUAUUUUACAAUCUCUAGUCCUCUCCUCUGAGCUGUUCCCUGAACCUUAGGUGUAGGAGUUAGUUUGUAUUCUGGAAUUUCACUUAAAACAUUAGAGCUUGUCAUCCCUUUGUCACAUGAUGCUCCAGGUUAUAGCUAGCGGUGAAUGAUGGGUUGGUCCUGGUGAUGAUUCUCUUACCAGUUCUAAUGUCUUUAGAGUGUUCAAUUUCCUUACAUCUCAUUGUAGUGGCUCUCGGGAUCCUUUGCUUACUUCUAUUGAUGGCAAUCGCAGUGUGGCUGACAUACAGUUUUCAGUAUAGUGAAAAAAACCAUAAUCUGCAGAAAGCUCUAAACAACCUCACUCAACAGUAUCACAUCCUGCAAAGUACCAACUCCUUAAUGAAAGAAAUGCUGAGAAAUAAGUCUAGAGAGUUUGAUGACCUCAAACAUCAGAAGGAACUUGACUCCUCCAACAGAGAACAGAACAAAUGCUGUGGGAAAACUAAAGUUUUGGACUGCGUAGAGCUCACAGGCAAAUAUGUUGAAAGACACUUUUUCUGCUGUGGCAUAAAAUGUUAUUUCAUCCUGGCAAAUAAACACUGGAUUGGAUGUAAACAGACAUGUCAGUACAUCAGCUUGUCCCUUCUGAAGAUAGAUGAUGAUGAUGAACUGAAGUUCCUUCAGUUCAAAGUUAAUCCAAAUAGUUACUGGAUUGGAUUAUUGUAUAAUGCAAGAAAAAACAAAUGGCAAUGGAUUGAUGAUGAUCCAGAUAGCCGUGAUUUGAUGACAGUGAAAUCAUUAGAGAGAAGUGGAGGCUGUGCAUUUCUCAGUUAUAGAGGAAUACUCACUGACGAUUGUGGUAGAAACUACCCCUGCAUCUGUGAAAAGAGAGUGGAUAAAAGUCACUCAAGGUCUGGUUUUAAAGCAAAGCAUACUUUACUUAUUACCGAGAUGAGUGAUGAGGAGAUCACUUAUACAACUGUGAGAUUUGGUGAGUCAGAACUGCAGACCCGAGGAAGGCAUGAUGAGACUCAAGGGCCGAGAGGAACUGUUCACAGAGAAUGUUUAGCCCCCUGGUACCUCGUUGCAAUAUCUCUGGGAAUCCUUUGUUCCCUUCUGGUGGCCAUCGCAGUGUUGGUGGCAUACGUUUCUCAGUAUAGUGGAAACAAGCAUGAACUGCAGAAAACUCUAAACAACCUCACUCAACAGUAUCACACCCUGCAAAGUGCAAACUCCGUGAUGAAAGAAAUGCUGAGAAAUAACUCUAGAGAGCUUGAUGACCUCAAACAUCAGAAGGAACUUCACUCCUCCAACAGAGAACAGAACAGAUGCUAUGGGGAAACUAAAGUUUUAGAUUGCAUACAGCUUACAGGCAAAUAUGUUGAAGGAUACUGGUUCUGCUCUGGCAUAAAAUGUUAUUUCAUAAUGGACAACAAACACUGGAGUGGAUGUAAACAGACCUGCCAGGACUGCAGCUUGUCUCUUUUGAAGAUAGACGAUGAUGACGAACUGAAGUUCCUUCAGGACAAAGUUAAUCCAAACACUUACUGGAUUGGAUUAUCAUAUAAUGCAAAAAAAGACGAAUGGCAAUGGAUUGAUAAUGGCCCAUCUAACCUUGACUCGAAAAUAGCAAAUUUGAAUCAUAAAACCGGAAGAUGUGCAUUUUUAUCUAGAGCAAAACUGGAUAAUACUAAGUGUGAAAAUCACAACCCCUGUAUCUGUGAGAUGAGAAUGUACUAAUUCCCCAAUUCACCCUCCAGCAAGAGGUAA